Messenger RNA from Phyllostomus discolor (pale spear-nosed bat), 2552 nucleotides. Its product is annotated as solute carrier family 26 member 10. The coding region runs from base 176 to 2518 and encodes 780 amino acids. The record is from RefSeq and is a predicted model, not a curated record. Gene Ontology annotation, biological process: transmembrane transport. The transcript is spliced from 16 exons. Gene Ontology annotation, molecular function: sulfate transmembrane transporter activity; bicarbonate transmembrane transporter activity; chloride transmembrane transporter activity. Gene Ontology annotation, cellular component: membrane. NCBI's taxonomy places the organism in Eukaryota, Metazoa, Chordata, Mammalia, Chiroptera, Phyllostomidae.
GAGGAAACGCCUGAGACACCCCCUCCUCAAGCAGCACUGUCCUGCUUGUAGAGGGUCCCCAACCGAGGGCGUCCUCCGGGGCCGGAUUGGACCCUGCUUCAGAGAGGCGGGACCCAAGGCUAGCGGGUGGAGGAGUAUUUAAGCCUGGGCGUAGUUGGAGGUUGCUAAGAGCAAAAUGAGUGGGCUACUGGGCGCCAGGACCUGCUCGAGGCCAGGAGAGGCCUCCGACCUUAAGUCCCCUCUGAGUGCCAAGCUCAGGGAACCUCUUACCGAGGCCCGGUUCCAGCAGCUCUUCGGGGACGCAGAGCAGGAGAGGGAGCUACUGGCGGAGCCCCGCUGGUCCGAGCUGUGCAGACGGUGGAAGCGGCGGACCCGCGCCUGUUCCGGACCAGGGGCGUGGCGCCUGUUGCUGGCGCGGCUGCCCCCACUGCGCUGGCUGCCCCGCUACCGUUGGAGGGCCUGGCUGCUUGGGGAUGCGGUGGCUGGAGUGACUGUGGGCAUCGUUCACGUGCCCCAGGGCAUGGCUUUUGCCCUCUUGACCUCCGUGCCCCCAGUGUUCGGCCUCUACACGUCCUUCUUUCCCGUCCUUAUCUACACCUUGUUGGGCACUGGAAGACACCUGUCCACAGGAACGUUCGCCGUACUCAGCCUCAUGACGGGCUCGGCCGUGGAGCAGCUAGUGCCCGAACCCCUCGGGGGAAACUUGAGCGUAACCGAGAGGGAACAGCUGGACGCUCAGCGAGUCCAGGCGGCUGCGGCCUUGGCCUUCGGGAGCGGGGCGUUGAUGCUGGGGAUGUUCGCGCUGCAGCUCGGCGUCCUGUCCACCUUUCUGUCAGAGCCAGUGGUUAAAGCGCUGACCAGCGGGACCGCGCUGCACGUGCUCGUGUCCCAACUGCCCAGCCUUUUGGGGUUGCCCCUCCCUCGCCAGAUCGGCUGCUUUGCCCUCUUUAAGACGCUGGCCGCUGUGCUGACAGCGCUGCCUCGGAGCAAUCCGGCCGAACUGACCAUCUCUGCACUCAGCCUGGCGCUCCUCGUGCCAGUCAAGGAAUUGAACGUGAGGUUUCGAGACAAGCUACCCACCCCGAUCCCAGGGGAAAUCGUCAUGGUGCUUCUGGCCUCCGUGCUCUGCUUCACCUCUUCCCUGGAUGAGAGAUACAACGUCCAGAUAGUGGGGCUGCUGCCUGGAGGAUUUCCCCAGCCUCUCUUCCCCAACCUGGCUGAGCUACCCAGGGUUCUGGAUGAUUCACUGCCCAUCGCACUGGUUACUUUUGCUGUGUCUGCCUCCCUGGCCUCCAUCUAUGCAGACAAGCAUAGCUACACUAUUGACGCCAACCAGGAGCUCUUGGCGCAUGGUGCCUCCAACCUCAUCUCCUCCCUCUUCUCUUGCUUUCCCAACUCGGCCUCGUUGGCCACCACCAGCCUCCUGGUGGAUGCUGGUGGGAACACACAGCUGGCAGGCCUCUUCUCCUGUGUAGUUGUCCUAUCCGUGCUGCUGUGGCUGGGACCCUUCUUCUACUAUCUGCCCAAGGUAAGGAGCAGAGAAAGUGUGGGGGUGGCGGGAAGGGCGGUUAUAUUCCAGGAUAUUGGGGUGGCUAGUUUGUGUCCUCUGUCCCAAGGCUGUCCUGGCCUGCAUCAACAUCUCCAGCAUGCGCCAGAUGUUCUUCCAGAUGCGGGAACUUCCACAACUAUGGCGCACCAGCCGUAUGGAUUUUGCUGUGUGGAUGGUCACAUGGCUGGCUGUAGUGACCCUGAGUGUGGACCUGGGCCUGGCCGUAGGUGUGGUCUUCUCCAUGAUGACUGUGGUCUGCCGCACCCAGAGGUGGGAGUAGAGAUGAGGAGAGCCGAGAUGAGGGAGGGGAGACAAAGGAGUGCUUGGGGUGACUUUGCAGCCGGACCAGGCUGGGGAUCUGACCCCAGCUUCCUGUCAAGGGUGCAGUGUGUGGCGCUUGGACUGGCUGAGGGGACGGAGCUCUACCGGCCACUCAAAGAGAGCCCCAAGCUCCUCCAGGUGCCAGGGCUCUGCAUCCUCAGCUAUCCAACACCUCUCUACUUUGGGACCCGUGGGGAGUUUCGCCGUAUGCUAGAGUGGCAUCUGGGGCUUCGAAGAGGCAAGAAGACUCCAAAGACAGAUGGCCCACCUGACGCAGUUGCUGAGCCUGUCCGAGCAGUGGUCCUAGACUGUGGUGGUAUCACCUUUGCAGAUGCUGCUGGGGCCAGAGAAGUGGUACAGCUGGCCAGCAGAUGCCAAGAUGCUGGGAUCCACCUUCUCCUGGCUCAGUGUCAUGGUGAGAGCCUCAGUGCUGGGGACACUGACCCAGGCAGGACUCCUGGACAGAGUGACCCCAGAGCAGCUGUUUGUGAGCGUCCAGGAUGCAGCUGCCUAUGCCCUGGCAAGACUGGAGCUCGCUGGUCCGAAGACUUGCACGGUAUGGGUCUGACCCAGUUAUUUGGAGUGUGGAGGGCUCAACAAUGUGUGUGUGAGGAGGGCCUUGCCCCUGAGCCCCCUUGCCUAAUGUAACUAAUAAAACGAAGCUGAGAGCCUCUGGGAUUCA